ACAACACAAAAAUACUGCAGGCUAGGGAAUAAAAUACACUAAGAAUAGUAAUUUCACCUGGCUUUAUGUGUGUGGCAAAGAAAGUAUUCUGCAUGCAUGGGACAUUUUCACAUAAUUACAUUAAUAGUGUAUUAUUUAUUCUGCCACAGAAAUUUUAAUUCUAUUGCAAAUUCUACUGCAGGAUCUCAUAUUCCUAUUUUGUAUCCUAAAGCGAUAAAAGCACGACAAAGAAAAGAAAUAUACUUAAAACAAAGUCUGUGUUGAUCUAACUUGCACUACAGUUCCCAUGAUGCCCCGGCAGCCAUUCGUGUGCGCGGUGCUUCUGCACAGCCGCUGCCGUCUUUGCAGAUUUAUAAACAAUGCAGAUAGAUCGACUCUAUCUGGAGAAGCCACAUAGAGAAAUCCAGAUGAUUUUUACAGCUGCUAAAAUGCGUUGCCGCUCCUGAACGUAACCUCAGUUUAUAUUUUGCUUAAAGGAGACGCAACAAAGCGCACAAAAUGGUUGUGCUCCAGAUCCGGCCGAAUAAGUAGGUUUACUAUAGCUUUAAGAACGCGAAAAUAGUGUCUGCUUCUUUAAAAUUAUAUCGGUUUAUUGCUGAAUAGAUAAUUAAGAAAAGUUUUCAAUUUCUAAUCAAUAAAUACAUGCAUUUAAUUUGCGACGAACCCAACGCAAUCACAGAAAAUGCCCCACUGUUGGAUAAAGGCCGCUUGCAAUCAAAACGUCUUUUAACCAGACGUCCGUUUUUCCUCAAAUUGCAAGUAAACCUGCUUGACUUUAAGCGGAAUUUGAGGUAGGCUGAAGUGUGCUCACGGUGAUGGAACCGGCCGGGCACCGAACCGGGGGUGUAAAAGGUGAAGAGCCGGCGGAGGACAAGGCCGCAGAGCAGACCGCGGCCACCAGUACGACCGUUACACCGCGGAGGGGGCUCAGAGAGCGGGGGGCGGGCCGCCCGAGGUCCGGCGUCUCCGCUUCAUUAACAGACGUUAACGGAGCAGCGUCGAGCCCGCAGAGCUCAGGACGGGUUUUAAGAGACAGGUCAACGAGGGCUGUACCGGCCUGGCUGAAGGACAUCAAGAGCGACGACGACGAAGACGAACCGAGCCCGGACACCGGUGCGACCAAGCGGAGGAAAGUUUCCAACUCGAGGCGGAAGAAAAAUUCAGAAUCUGCAGGUUCGGCUGAGGCUGGAGGGGGCGUAGCAGGUGACAUCUUUCAAAGAACAGACUCAGAGGACCCCAAGAAACCUGCCACAGAUGCUCAAGCUCCUCCCUCCAGACGCCCCCCAGCCCAGACUCGUGCCAAGCCCCCGUCUGGCAGGGUUGUCCGCGGCUCUGCCAAGCCUGUGUGUAAGACUGAACCUGGAAUGGAGAAUCCAGCUGCAGUAAAAGAAGUAAACAAUAAAGAGAAGUAUGAAAUUAAAAAGAAAGAGGACGAAAGAAAGGAUGUUGCUGAACCAGUCUUGGACGAUGAAGACUUUUCAUUUCACGAUGACCCACGCGGCCUCAGCUACCAGCCACAGAACCAGAGUGGUGUAGAGGAGGAGGAGGGCCUCAGCAGUGAUGAAGAUGUCCCUUUUAGAGAUGACCUAAAUGACCAGAGCUACAACCCAAGGGCGGAAAGGGAUGCCCCUAAACCAAAGCGCAAAGCUCCUCCUAGACAGAAGGAGAAGAAAGAGAAAGAGAGGGCACCUAAAAAAGAGAAAGAGGUUGCUGAGAUAAAAAUAGAAGGUUCGGACAACUUGGAGAGUGUGGAAGAGGAAGUAAAGCUAGAAGAAGAAAUAGUGGAGGACCCGGAUGGACCAAGGAAGAGAGGCCGGCGGAAAAAAGAUGAUAAAACCCCACGGCUGCCAAAGAGAAGGAAGAAGCCCCCGGUGCAGUAUGUGCGCUGUGAAAUGGAAGGAUGUGGGACAGUCCUGGCUCAUCCUCGCUACCUACAGCACCAUAUAAAGUACCAGCACUUGCUCAAGAAGAAGUAUGUAUGUCCUCACCCGUCUUGUGGAAGGCUUUUCCGACUACAGAAGCAGCUGCUGCGUCAUGCAAAGCACCACACAGACCAGAGGGACUACAUCUGUGAGUUCUGUGCUCGUGCCUUUAAGAGCUCCCACAACCUGGCUGUGCACCGCAUGAUUCACACAGGAGAGAAACCCCUACAGUGUGAAAUCUGUGGCUUCACGUGUCGUCAGAAGGCAUCUCUAAACUGGCACAUGAAGAAGCACGAUGCUGAUGCCACCUAUCAGUUCUCCUGCUCCAUUUGUGGCAAGAAGUUUGAGAAGAAGGACUGUGUAGUGGCCCAUAAGGCCAAGAGUCACCCCGAGGUGCUAAUCGCUGAGGCGCUGGCAGCCAACGCUGGAGCCCUCAUCACAACCCCCGCCUCCCUGCUGGAGCUGCCAGGAAACCCCAUGCAAGCAGAGGUCACCAGUCUGGACGUGAGCCAAGUAGGGCAGGAUGGGCAGAUGGACCAGCUGAGCCAGGAAGGGCAAGUUGGGCAGCAAGUGGCUCAGGUGUCCCAGAUGGGUCACGUGACCCAACAAGUGAGUCACCAGGUGGUUUUACUGGGACAAGACCAGAGCCUUCAUACCAUGCAGGUGCCAGUGACGAUUGCCCUGUCCCCCAUCGACCCCCCUUCGCCAGCUGACAACCAGCAGCAGACUCACCUCCAGCUCCAGAUGCCCGUCCAGUUUGUGCAGGCCGCUCAGCAGCCGCAGCAGCCCCAAAUCCAACAACUGACCCUCCAUUCCAGCUCAGUGGUGACACAGCAUCAACCCCAGCUCCAGCCUCUUCAGUCAUAUUCCUCCCAGCAGCAGAGCCAGGGGCAGACACAAAUCCUUCAAAUGACCUUCCAGCCGGUCAGCCAAUCUCAGACCCACAUUCAGCAGAUCCCCAUUCUAGCGACUUCUCAGCAGCUUCAGACCCUGCAGACAGCCACCCCGAGCCCUCCUCUCCUGUCCCCAUCCCAACCCCAUCCCCAGUCCCAGGAUCCAGCCUCCACCAACGGGGGCAGCUUUAUUCUGGACAAUCCGGUGCUCUCGUCCUCCUCUCCGUCAGUCAGUUGCCUUCAGCAGACAGAAGCUGUGGGGGCAGACGGUGUGGUCUGGGAGCAGACGGGACAAGGGGACGUUCUGUCGGACAGCAAUGAGAGACAUGUGCAGCAGGCCCUCAUGUAAAACAAGGAAAGUGCACACAAAACAGAAGAUAGAGGCAGAUUAUGUCACCAGUGACCUAAUAUACUGUAUUACAAUGUUUGAGGUAAAUGUAGGCUCACCAAUAUAUUAUUUACUGUUCACUCAUAGUCAUAUUUGGUAGCUUUUUAGAAUAUCUGUAUCAGGGAAACAUAUGUAUGUGUCGGUAUGUGUAAGUUGUUGCCUUUGUACAUAAGUCAUGUAAACUUAACUAAACUUUUAUGUGAGUGUGUGUAUUGAUGCUGAGGUUAUGUUGCAAUGCUGUUGCUAUUAUGCAAUAAUAUAGCAUACCUCUUCGUAAUAUACAGCACAUCAAAUGCCUAGUGUGUGGCAUAAAGGUUCCUACUGGAACAAAUCAACUCUAUUUAUAUUAUGAAUUAACUCAAAACACACAUUAGAAAGCUAUAAACAGACUCCAAUAUGUACGGGGUGAGUAAAUUCUGUUUAAAUGAACAGGCAGCUAUUUUUUCAUUUGUUGUCCAGAUCUACUGUAAAGCCUUUAUUUGGCAAGGUUAAAAGAAAAUAGAACUGAAAACAAUCUAAAUGAGACACAUUUCAAAACCUGGAAAAAAGAUGUUUCACAGGCCUGUAAAAAAAAAAUAAAAAAAAAAAUAUCACACAAUAUGCAUAUUUUAGUGAUGUUGGCAGUGUCAUUAAAUUGUUUCAAUGACAUCUGUGCAGAUGUUUGUUAAGCUUGGCUGGUGGUAGACUUAGAAGGAAUAAUACCCCGUAUAAUGUAUGCACUACUCACAAAAGUCCUCUAUUAUAGGCAGCCAAAAGGUGACCUUGGACAUUGUAAAUCACAUAUGAACCCAUAAAAUAACAGCAAGUCACUGAAUUAGACAAACUCAAAUUGUGUCAAUAACCUUUGAAGUGUAAGGUAAUUAAUAAGCAAGGCUAUGUAGAAACCUUGGUACGUAUGUCAAUACUAAAUCUGCACCUCUCUGAUUUGUGAUUUAGGAUGUGUGGUAGCGCAAACACAGGAACUGUUCAUUUAUAUGAUGUAAAUAAAUGUCUUAACAUUUA
Siniperca chuatsi (mandarin fish) is the source of this 4205-nucleotide messenger RNA. It is a transcript of the gene zfp91, whose product is annotated as ZFP91 zinc finger protein, atypical E3 ubiquitin ligase. NCBI's taxonomy places the organism in Eukaryota, Metazoa, Chordata, Actinopteri, Centrarchiformes, Sinipercidae. Bases 816 to 3164 code for a protein of 782 amino acids. Gene Ontology annotation, cellular component: nucleus. Gene Ontology annotation, biological process: regulation of transcription by RNA polymerase II. Gene Ontology annotation, molecular function: transcription coregulator activity. The record is from RefSeq and is a predicted model, not a curated record. The transcript has 12 exons.